AUGCUUAUAAAGCACUCUUUAUGGCGUCUUCUGGUGGAUCCACCAGAGUUAACCAUUUAUCAUCUCAUAGCUUCAUAUCCUAAUUCACUCAGGCUUUUGCAGAGUGGUUAUACGAUGGGAGAAGACUUUAACCGGUGUGAUUUGUGUCGCGCAAAACUCUGCGGUUUCUCUCCACCCGCUGAUUUAACUCCUACAACAGCACUACUGCCAUGUCUUCAUACUUUUUGUCCGUCCUGUAAAACUAAAUGUGAGCAAGCGUCAAUGAAUCACCAGACGUUAAUCUGCCAGGUUUGCCGUACGGAAUGUCUGCGAUCUCAUGUACUUAAUCUUCCAAAUGCAAGCGAUUGUGCUGUAAGAAAGUGUGAAUCUGCAGUCUGUCCAGAUAAGCAUCAAGCCACAACUAAAUGUAUUAUUUGCAAUGAAGCUUUAUGUGCAGAUUGUAGCCUAGCACAUCAACGCGUCACCGCGACAUCUUCUCAUUUUUUACAAACUUAUGUAUGUAUGACUUGUAUCGCCAGUAGGUUUCAUGAGGGUCCUUCACAUAUGAUAACACCUUUAUCUCAUUUAUCAAAUGCUCACGUCGAUGAAAGUAAAAUCAUGUCUUCAACAGCACGAGAGACAACACACAUUGAUUGCAGUUUAUCAAUGAUACAAGUGCGCAAGAAUGCUUUGACUGAACGUGUUGCUAAUUUAAAGAAGGAAGUUGGGAAUCAAGUUGUACAUAUUUGUCAAGCGGUGAUGAGAAGGGGAAAUGAUCUGUUGCGGGCGUUAGAUGCCGUUCAAUUUUACAAAGGACAAGAGUAUGAUAAACUUCGUAGUGAACUGCUUUGGCAAAAACGACGAUUCAGUAGAAUUAGCUCAUACGCUUCACGCAUCAAAGAUUUCGAAGAUCUCACAACGCUUGUAAUUAUGCGGCAAUUUUUGGAGAACUGUAUAAUAGUUAUUAAAGCAAAGAAAGUCAGUAGUGAGAGGAGCCUGAAUGGCCUGCAGCGUCCAGCGACGAUACAGUUCAAACCAGAUAUAGAACAUAUUCUAGCGAAUAUCAGUCAGUGGGGACGGAUUUUUGCCGAAGUCGAUGAUUUAGGAACACUAAAAACUGUAGAAGUUACGCCAACACCUAUUUCUUCAAAUCCUAUAGAUGUUCCAUUGUUCGACAUUGCAACGAAUAGAUUGAGAGGAUCUUGUCCAUCGACAAAUAUCUAUGUACAACGUUCAUGCUCUAAUGGAUCAGUUGGGCCAAACACUACAAAUCCAAUUACCAUACGACCACCAGUAUCACAGGAGCAUUCUCGGUUUUUACAACAGCAGCAGUUUCAUGUUCAGGAGUUGGCAGCGAGACAAAUGCAAAAUGCUCGGAGACCAGGAUUUCCACAGUCGCAGUUUAUCGGUCCUCUGCUGGCUGAAAAUGCUCAACGUCCUGGAUCUAUUCAGUUGCCAGGCCCACGAUAUUCGUACCCAUAUGUUUCUGGGUUGACUCAGGCCGAGAGACCUUAUGUUUCUCCGUAUACCCUACCUGCUGGGCCGAUCCUCCCAUAUGCUUCUCAACGAAUGUUUUUGCCAAGUUCUGUGCCAACUCAGCAACCACCAACAACAAAUUUAGCAUGUAACAACGUUAACCGAGUCUCGAGUGUUCAAUUAACAGGCUCACAGUCCGGAAACAGCUUAUCUAGUUCUUCUUUUCCUCCAGGGACCCAUGCGAGUGCGAUUCUUAGACGAGAAUUAUUGAUGCAGGCUAAUCGGCAUAGCAUGAUUAAUCCCUCGCCGGUUUCAAACGUGGAUUCGAUUUCCACUUUUGCUCUUUCUCCUACUACACAAACCAUAUCAUCAUCCACUUCAAUUACAACAAAUACCUUAUCCGUAGACAGUUCAAACAACUCUGUUAUAUGCACUGAAGAUGUUGACACAUCUGCACCUGAUGAUAGGUCCGGUGUAUGCUUUAAUUCACAAGUCUCUAAUCUCAGUGUAAUACCUUCGACCCAACAAAAAUGUACUCCUACCAAUUCUGGAACGUCAGCAAGUACAUGUGUUAGCUCACCACCACCAAAAGACCCAGAACCAGCUCCACUGAAAAUAACAGUUAGCAUCAAAAAAAGCAAUGACGAAAUUGCAAAGAUAUCAAAUAUGUUCAAGUCGGAUUCAGAACCGAUGAGAACUGGAAGUGGGCAGCAAGCAGGAAGUUCGGCAGAUAAUGAUGAGUCAAGAUGGGAUGAUUAUUGCUAUGUUUGCCAGCAAGGCUGUGAUGAAAAAACUGGCUCUCUUGGUUGUUGUGCGCGUUGUCCACGUGUUUUUCAUAAUAUUUGUCAUAUCCCGGCCAUAAAAGAGCUGAUGGAGAAUUUACCGUAUGUUUUUGUGGAGGUUAUUGAGUGGGAUGAAUGGGCAUGCUCACUAUGUACUGAAGCAGAACCAUUGCACGAAAAUGCGGGUACAAUGGGACAACGCGAGAGACUACUCUGCUCAAAGGUUUUAUUGAGUUGCUAUGAAAAACAUUUGGAUGUGGAACCAUUUUGUCAGCCUGUACCACGAACUGUCGUUAGCUAUCAUAUGAUCAUCAAACAGCCUAUGGAUUUUUCUACUAUUGCACGACGUUUGAAAGAAAAGUCGAAGGAUGCAUUCACGAACGUUGCACAGUUUAUUCAGUGCAUGAACUUACCAGGUGAUGAAGUAGCGAAGGCGGGACGUUCUGUCUAUCAAAUAUAUAGUAAAGCUGUAAAGGAAAAUCUUCCGUGUAUGAAAAGUCAAGUGUGGUUAUAUGUGAAUAGAUAUUCGGAAAAUCGUCAUGCAGGACUAAUACAAAAAGAGCAGAAUGCCCAGGCUUCAUCCUCUACUUCACGGGUGCAUGAAACAUCUGCAGAACCUGUCACUAAGAAGCUCAGAAAGGAAGUUAAAAGUGAAUUUAGUGAAGUCACUUAA
Messenger RNA from Acanthocheilonema viteae, 2910 nucleotides. The record is from the annotation of a GenBank genome assembly. NCBI's taxonomy places the organism in Eukaryota, Metazoa, Nematoda, Chromadorea, Rhabditida, Onchocercidae.